AUGGCUAGUGAGGAUGGCUCGGGGGAGAUUUGCACCACCGAGUUAGCCCAGAUCUUUCGCUCCCUUGGCUACAAGGCCUCCAUGGAAGAGAUCAGCGGAUUUCUCCUUGAAGUCGACUUUGACGAGAGUGGCUUCCUGAGCAUGUCGGAGUUUGUGACGCUGAUGGGAUACUUCCGCACACUGGAGCUAAGAAAGAUCCACGACGUCUUUGAGGAGACAGCUGUGGACGGCUACCUCACGGGAAAGCAAAUCGGAGCAGCGUGCAAGUUGCUCGGGAAGCAUACGCUGGACGUGCCCCCGGAAGAGGAGGACGAUGAGCUGGACUUUGAAGACUUCGUUGAUUGGGUGGACGAGAGCAGGCACAAGACCAUGAUGCAGGAGCGGAAGCUGGCCGGCUUCGGGUACUGGAAGGUUGAGCUCCUGCGCGAGUUGUUCAAGGAGUUUGACAGAGACGAGAAAGGCUUCUUGGAGCUCCAUCCAUUGACCAAGCUUCUGCAACAUCUGGAAUACGUCGAAGCUCCGCGCUCCAGAAAUGAGCAGCAUUGGAUCAUUCGCCAAAUCGAGUCUGCGAGGAAGCACGCGUACGAAGCGGGCGUCCGGGAGUCGAUGCUCGAGCAGGGCUUCAACGUCACCUUUUGGACCUUCGCAGCCUGGCCUGGAGGAAAUGUAGCCACGUGGUAG
This is a messenger RNA of Symbiodinium sp. CCMP2592, 681 nucleotides long. Lineage: Eukaryota; Dinophyceae; Suessiales; Symbiodiniaceae. The record is from the annotation of a GenBank genome assembly.